This is a messenger RNA of Aureobasidium namibiae CBS 147.97, 2190 nucleotides long. RefSeq lists its product as uncharacterized. Gene Ontology annotation, biological process: regulation of transcription by RNA polymerase II. The transcript has a single exon. Bases 1 to 2190 code for a protein of 729 amino acids. NCBI's taxonomy places the organism in Eukaryota, Fungi, Ascomycota, Dothideomycetes, Dothideales, Saccotheciaceae. Gene Ontology annotation, molecular function: RNA polymerase II cis-regulatory region sequence-specific DNA binding; DNA-binding transcription factor activity, RNA polymerase II-specific. The record is from RefSeq and is a predicted model, not a curated record.
AUGGCGUCGACGCGUCGGACGACUUACCACCAGCUCAACAUCUACCACGAUCCCGUGCCGGUUCUGCCGUCCACGACUUUCCAAGAUCUCCCACAGGAUUCGGUCGAGGCAGCCCUUCUAAGCGCCCUUGGCCAACAACCUUUCAGACAACCGGGCUUCUUGCUCAGUCCCUCGCACAACUCGCCCAGCUUUGCUCUUCCGAGAAAGCACUCGAGCUCGCCCGACGGUCCUUUCGGCAGACGCUCGCUCCACAGCAUCUCGGUUCCCUCUCCGCUGCAAUCAGCCUUUCUCUCCGACUCACCCGUAAAACCGGGUUUCUUCUCAGCCAUGAACACCCUGAACAAGGAGAACAUGAUGCCCUACGACCACCACCUCUACGCCGCCCAAAAGGCCGUGCCUAUCAAGCGCGCACUCGCCGACAAGACCACAAAGAAGCCAGUCAAGGCCACAGAGCAAUACGACUUUGUCCUGCCUGAGCCCGAAGAGAUGCCGUCAGUCCACGACGACGGAAACAAGCCCACCUUCAGCUACGCAACCCUCAUUGGCAUGGCCAUCCUGCGCGCACCCAACCGCCGCCUCACACUCGCCCAGAUCUACAAGUGGAUCUCGGACAACUUCAAGUACUACCGCGCGUCCGAGACUGGCUGGCAGAACAGCAUUCGUCACAACCUGAGCUUGAACAAGGCUUUCAUCAAGCAGGAGCGUCCCAAGGAUGACCCUGGUAAGGGCAACUACUGGGCAAUCGAGCCUGGUAUGGAGCGUCAGUUCUGCAAGGACCGUCCUUUGAAGAAGGUCCAGAUCCCCUCCGAGAUGAUGCCUCUGCAGACUCUUCCCAGCAACGCCCCCCGUCCAGUCACCACCCCUGCAAUUGGCCGCUUCGCUCUCGGCCCCAACCCUGUCAAGAAGACCGACACCAAGGCUGUCGACUCCGCCUCGUUCCCUCAGGACCACUUCUCCUCCGACGGCACCAUCCCUGCCAGCGAUCCCGCUCUUCAAGAUGACGAACUUGCCAUGCCUCCUCCCGCCGCACGCGCUUCUAUGCGUUCUUCUCCUCCUCCUGCCUUCGGCUCAUCUCCUCCACCCAUGCAAGACACCCCUCCUCGCGCUUCACGCCUACGUUUCCCUACCGACACCCACUCCGGCGGCGCUCGUAAGCGUAAAUUCAACGCUCCUCAGGACAGUGGUUACUACUCUUCGAUUGAAUCGUCGGCUGUCAGAAACCCUACCAUCUCGCACGUCGCUCUCACUUCCGAUGCCGACCCAGACCACCGCCGCAUCAAGCGCGGCCGCGCCGAAGAGGAAAUUGCACGCAUUCGCAGCUCAUCGUACGACAGUCCCACAAAGAAGACCGCUCUCCACAAGCGCAAGCCUUCUGUCCACUUUGAGUACACUUCUCCCCAGCGUCCAACCUCGUCUGCUGCAGCUGUUGCUCCCUUGACCCCCGCUGUUGUCUUCAAGCGUCCGGCCAAGCCCCCACAAUCAUGCUCGCCUAACACCAGUCUGCGUAACCACCGCAACAACAUCAAGGCAUUCCUCGGCGAAUCUCCUGCAAAGAGCUGGACUCCUCUGGUCCCAUUCUCCCCUGCUUUUAACCUCGACGAGUUUACUCCCGCCAAGGACCUUACUCCCUGGCGCCCAUCUAACGACAACAACGAUGUCUUCGAUGAGAAUGCUACUAUCGACGACCUCAGCGCUCGCGGAAGCCCUGGCAAGAAGCGUCCUCGCAUUGAACGUGCAGUCACCUCCACUGGUGUCCUGGCUGACAUCACUUCGGGCAAGGGCAAUGCUAUGGCUUUCGACAGCCCAUUCAACUUCCACUUCACGCCCUUGAAGGCUAAUCACCCUGCUCAGCUGCGCUCCCCUGUCAUGCUCGGCUCACCUCUAAAGCGCGUGACUAUGGCUCCUCCUUCCACAGGUGUUUCCGACAACACUGUCAGUGCACCUGAGUGGCUGGACCUGUCUCUCGACAACUACUUCCCUCAGCACAACGGACAGGAGCUGUUCGGACUGGGCAUCCAGGAUGACAUCUUUGACGAGCAGGGUCUCGACAUCCUCCAAGAGUUUGGCAAGAUUGGAUCCAAGCAACAGCCUCAGCUCCAGCCUACCAACACUGGAAGCAACAGCACAGGCAGCCCCGCCAAGCGCUCUCAGCGCCCCAGCAUCAGCAGAAGCAUCACCUCGAGAUUCUAG